CAUCAUCAUUUCUCAACAACUUUGAUAAACAAAAAACAAAUCCGAAUUACCAAACCAAACAUGGCACAGCUUCUUCCUUGCGACUCCGAAGGUGUUUGCAUGGUUUGCAAACAGAAACCUCUGGAAACUGAAACUCUUGUUUGCAGAACAUGCAUAACUCCAUGGCAUGUUCCAUGUCUCCCUAUUGUUCCAACUACAAUUCUUGAUUGGGAAUGUUCCGAUUGUUCACAACCUGUUGACAUCAACCAUGUUGCCGAUGUACCUACUCCGCCUAUCGCCGGAGAUCUUGUUUCCGCCAUUCGCGCAAUCGAGAAUGAUACUUCGCUUACUGAUGAAGAAAAAGCGAAGAAACGUCAAGAACUGGUUGGCGGAUCUAGUAAAACAGCUGCUGAACCGAACUCCAGAAGCUGUAAUAAUGGUUUGCCUGAUCUCUUUGAUGGUAGCGUUAACUGUUCCUUUUGCAUGCAGUUGCCUGACAGACCCGUCACUACACCAUGUCAGCACAAUUUUUGUCUCAAGUGUUUUGAAAAAUGGAUUAAGCAAGGAAAACGAACUUGUGCGAAUUGUAGGGCUGCAAUUCCAGCCAAGAUGGCGAGUAAUCCACGAAUUAACUCACAGAUGGCAGCUGGGAUUCGUAUGGCAAAGCUCGAAAGAUUGCAAGGUGCUGGGGGAAGCAGUGUUCCAAAAGUUUAUCACACUGUUGACAAUGAUGAGCGUCCUGACACUGCUUUCACCACUGAGAGAGCAAAGAAAACUGGAAAGGCUAAUGCAUGUAGCGGGAAAAUCUUUGUGACGAUUCCAAAAGAUCAUUUUGGACCAAUUUCUGCUGAGAAUGAUCCAACAAGGAAUCGUGGGGUUCUUGUUGGUGAUACAUGGGAGGAUAGGAUGGAAUGUAGGCAAUGGGGUGCUCAUUUCCCCCAUGUUGCCGGGAUUGCUGGUCAGAGUACUCACGGUGCUCAGUCUGUUGCUCUUUCUGGAGGUUAUGUUGACGAUGAGGAUCAUGGUGAGUGGUUCCUUUACACAGGAAGUGGUGGAAGGGAUCUUAGUGGAAACAAGAGGACCAACAAAAAUCAGUCAUUUGACCAGCAGUUUGAGAACAUGAAUGAGGCUUUGAGGCUCAGUUGUCGAAAAGGUUAUCCUGUUCGUGUUGUUAGGUCCCACAAGGAGAAACGUUCCUCGUAUGCACCGGAGGAAGGUGUGAGAUACGACGGAGUUUAUAGAAUUGAGAAAUGUUGGCGCAAAAUUGGAAUACAAGGUCAUAAGGUUUGCAGGUAUUUGUUUGUGAGGUGUGACAAUGAGGCAGCUCCAUGGGCAAGUGAUUUUUCCGGAGACCGUCCCAGGCCACUACCUAUAAUUGAGGAGCUUAAGGAUGCAGUUGAUGUUACUGAAAGAAAGGGUGAUCCAUCAUGGGAUUUUGAUGAGGAAAAGGGCUGCUGGUUGUGGAAGAAGCCUCCACCACUAAGUAAGAAGCCGGUUAACACUGUGGAUCCUAUAGAUGGAAGUAAAAUAAAAGUUGUUAAGCCAAAGGCAAAAAAGGCGUCCUUCAAAAUCAAGGAUAGGCUAUUGAAAGAGUUUGGUUGCAAUAUAUGUCGCAAGGUGUUGGCUUCCCCUAUUACUACACCUUGUGCUCACAACUUCUGCAAAGCCUGCUUGGAGGGUUCCUUUUCUGGCCAAAGUUAUAUCAGGAAUAGAACAACCCAAAGCGGACGCUCUUUGCGGACACAGAAGAACAUUAUGAAAUGCCCUACUUGCUCAACUGACAUAGCUGAUUAUCUUCAGAAUCCCCAGGUUAACAGGGAAAUGAUGGGAAUGAUAGAAUCACUCCAACGAAAGGCUGAACAGAUGGAGGAGAGUUCUGAAGAAUCAAGUGCUAGAAGUGAAGAACCAAGUGAUAAAAGUGAUGAAAAUCGCAAGUCGGGUGAGGAGACAGAGGUUCCGAAGCCCUGUGAUUCAAGUGAAAAAGUCUCAGAAGAAACUGAGGAGAAUGAUGUCGAUCCUCUAGAGAAGCGGAGGAAAGGUGCUGAUGGCAAGGCUGUGGUGAACGCGGAGGAGCAUACCGAUGAGGCGGUAGUAGAAAACAAGUAAUGGCUUUCAAUUAAGGGUGGGUGAUGGAUAGGAUUGUGCUGUUUCAUUAUGGAUUUGCAUUUAACAACACUAGUUAAUAUUAGGGUUAUAUUAUUGCUGAUACAAAGUGAAAUCUUUUGAUUGCUUGCUUAAAAGCCAAGACAUUUUAAGACUUUGUUGAACAUGAGAAGGAAUGAAUAAAUUUUAUAUUUUCAUAUCUUAG
Messenger RNA from Trifolium pratense (red clover), 2287 nucleotides. RefSeq names its product E3 ubiquitin-protein ligase ORTHRUS 2-like. Gene Ontology annotation, molecular function: ubiquitin protein ligase activity; metal ion binding. The record is from RefSeq and is a predicted model, not a curated record. The transcript is spliced from 8 exons. Gene Ontology annotation, biological process: negative regulation of gene expression via chromosomal CpG island methylation; protein ubiquitination. Bases 61 to 2085 code for a protein of 674 amino acids. Lineage: Eukaryota; Viridiplantae; Streptophyta; Magnoliopsida; Fabales; Fabaceae.